This is a messenger RNA of Saprolegnia parasitica CBS 223.65, 834 nucleotides long. RefSeq lists its product as hypothetical. The transcript has 5 exons. The record is from RefSeq and is a predicted model, not a curated record. Lineage: Eukaryota; Oomycota; Saprolegniomycetes; Saprolegniales; Saprolegniaceae. Bases 1 to 834 code for a protein of 277 amino acids.
AUGAGCGUCCGUGCGUUUGACUGGCAGGCAGAGUUCGCCAAGGACGAGCGCGUUACCGCGAUGGAUCAGUCGUGCUUGACCAUCCGUCGUUGGCUCAAGCGGGCCAAGCGCGAAGGCAAUGCGUCAUCACGUGAUACGGCAACGUCCGCAACGGUGCCUUCUGCGCCUGGAUCAAACCCGGCGCUGGCCGAGGCCGCAGACCAAUCUAUCGAUGUGAAAUUGGCUGCCGCGCCGUCUGUUGAACCCGCGGCACUUGCUCCCAUCGACAGCGCGAACCAGCAGAUCGACAUUGACAUGGGCCUCUCGGACGGCAUGGCAUCGACCUGUCAUCUGCGCGAGUCGCAAGCUGGCGAUCAAGAUGUGGACAUGGAAGAAGGCGAGAACGACUGCCCCCUCUGCAAGGAGGACCGCGACGACAGUGAUAGCCUGCUCUGCGACACUUGCGACCAAGUGUACCACACGUAUUGCGUCGGGCUCUACGCUGUGCCCAAGGACAAUUGGUUCUGCCCUGUGUGUGCGCCAGCGCACGAAACUCCGAGCUCACGUUGCGCCCCCGAGCAGUUGUUCAAGGAGCUUCAAGAGCUGAACGGGAUGCUCGUUCACGCGUGCAGCUGCGAUGCGGCGGCGUGCACCGAUGCAACGUUCAGCGCGACGUGCAAGCCGAUGAAGCUGGCGCUCCAAUGCAUGAGUUGGCUCUCGUUCAACGCCGAUAUCCGACCCACGAGCUUCAUCGAGCACUUGGCAAAACUCUUGGCCUUUCACGCCGCGCACUGCGCGGUCGGCGACACCUGCCUCGUUCCGCUUUGCCACACGCUUCGUCUGCAAGGCGCCUAA